UAAUACCUAAAGGCAGUUCUAUCCUCGGAUAGCUUGUUGUCAAAAUUAUUUUCACAUCACUGGAUUUUAUUUUUGUCAGUUUAAUUUAAGCUUUCAGUGAUUGAGUUUUAUUGCUGUAUGUGCAUGAAGAAUGUUACAAUAAUAUGUCAAGUUUCAUAGAUGACUCUGUGUUAUGGAUGCACAUCCUGGAUGAGAGAGACAGUUGUGUGUAUUUAAAGUCACACUGAAAGCCAGUGGGCAAAAUAAUUGUUGCGUUACAUUUUGUUACAUCCAUUUACAAUUCAUGUUGUGAUAUUCAGUCAAGGUAAUUGUUGUGUUGUUGAACUAAUUUCUUCCCUGUAUUAGCAAAGAGUUUGGAUAAUGAUGCGGAAUGCAAAAUUCUGAAGCUGACAAGUUGUCCUACAGUGAUGGAAAUAUUCCUGCUGAGAACAUGAAAAGGUAGCUGAGGUAGAUAUAUGACUUGUGGUACAACAAGGACAACUUGAAUACAUUUAGAAAGAUUAUUACUGGUUCAUGUUAGUUGAUAUUCAAUGUUGUUGAAGUGUAAUACCAUCGGAAAGAAGGAAAGUUAAGGAGGUACUGAGAACAUGUGCUAAAAGGAUAUUGGAAAACCACCAAAGAAAUUCCAUCAUUGAAGUGCAAGACGUAGAAUCAGGAUAUUUAAAGAGAUUUAAGAGUUGUGUUGUUAGAACUUAGUUUAAAAAAAAAAACAAUGUGAAGGAAGAGUUGAUUCGGUGUGUUUUUUUUUUUCAUGAAACUAUUUUAAGCAUUGGACAUAUUAUUGUCAGUAAUUGCUGUAAAAUUGAUCAUUAGCAGUUCAGAGCAGGAUCAAAAAGAAUUCAUAGCUUUUUGCUAAAUAAUAAGUAACAGCAUUUAUGUAGAACAGGUGAACAAUCUUUAUUCCCAUGUAACAAUUUUAAGGACUACAUGAUUAGUACACUGACAACUUUGAUAAACUUGUAAGAAGGACUAGCAGAUAACUGUUGAUUUUAUAAGAAGUGUAAAAACGAUGAAGAAGUGUAACAGAAAAUAGCUUGUAGUUGAAUAGUUGAAUUUUAAGAAGUAUAACAGAAAAACAGUUGUUGCUUCUAGGAGUUUAACAGCAGUGUGGAAGAGUGGAUGAUAGUGUCACAAGAUGGGAUAUCUGCUAACAUUGUGCUUCCUCAUCCUUAGUUUGACCUGUCUUCUCAAGGCUGAUUAUCCAGCAACCUACCCAUCUAAAGAUGAGCGCAAGGUAGCAUUUGCUUGUCAGAAUAGUUAUAUACACCUGAGCUGCAAGGACCCUGGGAAGAGAAUACGAAUCCUACUCGCCAACUACGGCCGUUUUAGUCUUGUUGUCUGCAACCAGGAUGGCGUCCAUAAAGGCUGGAACGUGCAAUGUAGCUCACCUAUUUCCAUGGAAGUUGUGACAGAAAGAUGUGAUAACAGGACCAAGUGUACUUUCCAAGCCAGUAAUGCUCUAUUCGGAGAUCCAUGUCCCGAUACCAAAAAGUACAUUGAGGUUCGAUAUUUCUGUGAAAGAGCCAAUGAAAUCACAGAUAAAACUGAUGCACCCUAUACCAUCAUAAAUCCGACAUCGUAUGAUGCAACAACUACAGAGGCAACCAAGCCUACAACAGUUGUAGAAGAUAAAACAAAUGCAAAUGGACGUACAGAGAAAUGGAAGAAUGAAAAGUUCUGCUCCAAGGAGGAGAUGUAUGGGGUUUUGUGGGAGAAAACAAAUGGUGGAGAAAUGAGUAUCGCUGAUUGUCCAUCAGAUAUGAAGGGUGUAGCACGGCGACAUUGUGGUAGAGAUGGAAAGUGGGCAGGAAAUCCAGACCUGACUGACUGCAUCUCGAUCUGGAUGGAUGAAGUCCAGACAAUGAUUGAUUUAGAUGUCCCAGCUGAGAUGACAGUAUCUAAACUCAACAGUAAGAUGAAAGGGAAAGCUCUUGGUGCUGGAGACCUGAAACAGGCCUCAACUAGGGUCAUACCUGGUCUCAUCAAUAAAAUAAAGAAAGAGAUCACCAGAGAUAUGCCAAAAGAAAUAAGAAAGGAGAAAGUUCAUAGCUUUACAAAAGAGAUAGUAAAAUCUGGCAGUGGAUUGUUAAACAAUACACAGCAGCAGUCGUGGAAGGGCCUCCGAUCAGAGGAACGUAAGAAGGCAGCCACAUCCCUGAUUAUCUCCCUUGAACAGAUGGCACUAGAAGUUGCUGCAACAAUUGAUAAACAUGAAACAGUUGCAUCAGCUGAACAGAACAUUGUAAUGGAAGUGAGUGUGUUGAAGAUGUCAAGGUCACACACUGAUCUCAAAUUACCCAUCAUGCAGUAUGAGCAUGGACCAGCAGAUGGUUACCAUGACUUCAGUCUUCCACUAGAUGGCGUUUCAGGACUUAAAUCUACAGAUGAUGUGACUGUGACCUAUUUAUUCUACAAUAACCUGGAGGCACUAUUGAACCCUCAGAACGACAACUCGGAUAUCCAGUCACAUAACUCAACCCAAGUGAUCAACUCAAACAUAAUUGCUGCUUCUAUCAUGAAGCAUUCAACAACAGCCAGCAAAACUCACGGCAGGACUCAACUGAACAGGCCUAUGAACUUCAAACUAUCACAUAAAAAUAUGUUGAGAGACAAAGUGCCUGUUUGUGCAUACUGGAAAUAUAAUGAGAGUACACUGGUUGGAAAAUGGUCAGAAGAUGGUUGCCGUGUCGUAGAUACAAAUGAUGACUUCACAACAUGCCAGUGUGAUCAUCUUACAAACUUUGCUGUUCUAAUGGAUGUCACAGGAACCAAGUUGAAUAAAUGGCACAGAAUGUCUCUACAGGCUAUAACAUAUGUUGGAUGUACGGUGUCCAUUGUGUGCCUCCUUAUGUGUUUUAUAUCAUUCAGUAUUUUCAGGAACUUACAGUCUGAUAGGAACACAAUACACAAGAAUCUUGUAUUGUGCCUGAUGCUUGCAGAGUUAUUGUUCUUGUUUGGUAUUGGCCAAACACAAGAUAAGGUGUUAUGUUCUGUUGUGGCUGGGUUCCUGCACUUCUUCUUCCUUACAUCAUUCUCUUGGAUGUGUCUAGAGGGUAUCCAACUAUACUUCAUGCUCAUUGAGGUGUUUGAAGCUGAAAGGUCAAGGGUCAGAUGGUUCUACACUUUUGGAUAUGGUGUACCAGCUGUAAUUGUCGGAAUAUCGGCAGCCAUUGAUCAUACUGGCUAUGGUACAGAAAACCAUUGUUGGUUGAGGACAGACAAUUAUUUCAUUUUGAGUUUCGUUAUUCCGGCUGCCAUUGUUGUUCUUAUAAACAUUGUAAUGUUGAGUAUUGCAAUAUACAUGAUGUGUCGUCAUGCGGGGGUAACAGCAUCCUCGAUACAGGCUCGACAGAAAGGAAAACUCGAGAAAAUGGGAAAUGGCGGCGGCAAAAACAGCAUUGUGAGUGACACAUCAACUGCUGUAGAUCUGCCGACAUGGCUGAAAGGCAGUGCAGUAUUGGUGGUUUUAUUGGGUUUGACUUGGACGUUUGGCUUCCUGUACCUAGAUGAGGACCUUGUUGCAAUCGCUUACAUCUUUACUAUAUUGAACAGCUUGCAGGGCCUCUUCAUCUUUAUAUUCCAUUGUUUCAUGGACAGAAAGGUGAAAAAAGAAUGGCGUCGAGCAAUCUACAAGGCAAAGUGGUUACCUGUAUGUUGUCGAGUCAAUGUUGGUGGAUACAAUGGAAACUUAUCUUCACCACCAACUUCAUCAUCAGGGCCUCAAAAUUAUUUCCUUCGGUUCUGGAGCAGCAGAAAGAGGAAACGAUCUACCUCUAGUUCUGGAACUGGUAAAAAUCGUAGAAGUGAUUUGGACAGUUUUCUUCGAUCUGAUGUCAGCAGUGGCAACACAACUGGUACAGGAGUUAAUCGCUAUAGUAACCAGAGCGAUAAACUCCUCCCAAAUGGUCAAAAUAUUUACACUGCCAUGCCAACACAUUACGAAGGUGGAGUUGCUGGAGAUCUCUCAGUUGUUGAUGCUUCAGUUAUAGACAGUGAAUAUGUUACAGAAUAUUGUCAACACAAUAUGCAAGUAUCAAAAGAGAAACAACGAUAUUCGUCAGGAUCUGACAACUCCGAGGAUGAAGGUCAUAAAGACAAUAUUCCUCCUGACUCCAUCAGUAAAGAUCGGCUUUCGUUUUUAUCAACAGACUCAAACUUGAAACAGAACUCAGAGUUCACUUCUGACAAUGAAGAAGGGAAAAUAAACUAUGCAGUAUUAGAGGAGGGCGAAAACAAAACAUUUUUAAAUAAAAAUGACAGCUUGAAAACAGAGAGUGAAAGAAAUAAAUUGAAUGAACUACUGUCUAUGUACCAGAAUACAAAAGACAUAAAUGGAAUUCAUGUUCCAGGUGAGCCAAUCUCUACUUCUGAAGAGAUCUUGGACUCCAACGGUGAAUGUAAAAACAAUGAAAAAGAUAUUACAAAGAGUGCACCCAAUUUGAAAUACCCCACCCACUUUUAUAAUAACCAAGGUAUGGAUUCUUCGACCCACCCCUUAUUAGGGAGUUUACCCGAUUUAUCAACGAUAAGAGAGGAGGAUGGGGAUAGUGACCCCUGUUCCAAAUCUGCAAAAUUUGGGGCCAACAUUCAGUAAUAUACCUGAUAAUGUAAAUUGAUUUGUUACAUUUUAUUUAAGUUGUUAUUAGAUUUUUUGUAAGCCUUUUCUGUCUGCUUGAAGAUGAAUGUGUUGCAAGUAUUUUUUGAUAUGCUGAUUUUGUUUUAUUUUGUUUUUAAAGACUAACAAAGUACAUAUUGCUUGGUGUGCCAUAAGAAAAUGGCCAGUAUUAAUUGAUUAUGUGCUAUAUUACAGUGUAAUAUUCAUUUCAUUUUAUUGUUUCAAUUCUGUACAUAUUUUACGUCCUUGUCCUUUUUAUAAUGAAUAUUUUUUAUGCUUCUACUGUUAAAAAAUGGGAGACAUACAGCAUAACCCAAGCCUGUGUAUCUUUGCACAAAAACACUGUCUGGUCUAUAACUUUGUUGUGCUCUGUUAGAUUUUGAAAUACCUGGCACAAAUGACCACCAUGACAAGACGAAGUGUUGCAUGCAAAUUUUAAACACCUGCCUUUUGGAAAAGGUCACAUUUAGCGGUAAAAGGUUUGUCAUUUUUCUUGUCAAAUAUUUUUUUACAUGCAUUGAUAUAUUCAAAUAACAUAUCAGAACAUGAUGACAUGUUUAAAGGUCCAGGUCAUCCGUGGAAGUCAAAGAUUACUUUUUUAUGCAUACAUAGAUAUUCAAAUAACUUGACACAAACAUUUACAUAACAAGAUGACAUGUCCCAUUCAAGAUCCAUAGCACUACCUUUAAGUUUAAGGUCACACUUCAAGGUCAAUGAAUUUUUUACAUAUUUUUUUGUCCACUCUAUAACUUUCAUAUGAUGAUUUUGAUGAUUAUUCAAAUAACUUGGCAUGGUCAGUCACCAUAACAAUAUGAUUUGUGGCAUUCUAAACCCAGAUCCUAACCUCAAAGGUCAAGGUUACACUGAGGUCAAACAUGUUUAACAUACUUUUCUUGUUCAGUCUAUAGCAUUUGCAUAAAUGGAUGUAUAAACCUUGCCACAAACAUUUACAGCUACUGGACAAUGUGUUGUCUUACACUGCUAGUUAAAAGGUUAAUUCAAAUAACUUUGUACAGACUUUCACCGUAACAAGAUGUAGCAUUUAAUCAUUUAAUGAUGAAAUAAAUAUUUAAAUGAUAACAUAAAUAUUUAUGAUAAUAUUUCUUUUUCAGUCGUAAAUUCAGUAUAUAUGUUAUAUUUUCAAUGGCUGUUACAGCACUUCCACUUACAUGUCCUAACAUCACAAUGGGGGCACUCAUGUCUUUUCUUUGUAAAAUUUCUGGAGUUGUGAUGUAUAUUUUAAAUUGUGUCUGACUGAGCCACAUCAAGAAAGAACAUACCUUUCUUAAUAGCAUUUUAUUGUUGAGAUUUUUACAAGCUAAGUUUGUAUUUUCUUAAUGACACAGUUCAGUCUUCUUGGUACCAUAGAAAAAUGAUAAAGCACUGCUAAUUCACAACUUAUGCUAGUCUUGUAUUAAUUUUGAUUGUCAGAAUUUUCAUUAUUUCAUAAAGUUAUCUGUGGUCAAUCUGAAUAUUUGAAUGUUGGAAACACAUCUUGUGGAAGAAAUAAUCACUGGUCCAUUACAUCUCUUACUUGUAAAGUUUUCCAGUCAGCACCUUGGUUGCUACUCUGACACCAGCCUUAAAUUCUGAACCCAGUGAGCUAUUUUUUUCAGUAAGGUAAAUUUUACUUAGGCUGCUGAUGCAUCAUUCUCAUAGUAAGGUAUGUUUUUGCUUGAUUUUGUUCCAGUUAGAGUGUCUGAUUAUAUGUAAAUUCUUGUAAAUACUACUUCUUUUUCAUUCCAUCGAGUAAUUAUGGUUGUGAAAACACAAGGUUGUUUUCCAUUUUCAGAUUAUUCUUUUAAAUCUUAAAUCUAUUUGAAAUAUAUUUACAGUUUGUUAAAAUCAUUUGAAAUUUUAUUCUAGAAAAAUAGAAAGUAGGCAUAUAUAGAGUUGAUUAUUUUAUUUUUAGAAAUAGAGAAGUUUUAUAAAGUGUGAUUCUCUGAAAUACAAAAUACGAAUACAUUAUAUAUUAUGUUAAAACACGUUUAUUUAUUGACAAGAUUUGUUGUUAAACACAAAUUUCACAAUUGGUGCAUUUGUUAUAGCUUGUAAACAUACCUGCACAUAGGACUUAUGAUUAAACAGUUUGGGCAGUUA
This is a messenger RNA of Mercenaria mercenaria, 6715 nucleotides long. Its product is annotated as adhesion G protein-coupled receptor L1-like. The record is from RefSeq and is a predicted model, not a curated record. The transcript has 25 exons. Gene Ontology annotation, biological process: cell surface receptor signaling pathway; adenylate cyclase-activating G protein-coupled receptor signaling pathway. Gene Ontology annotation, cellular component: membrane. Gene Ontology annotation, molecular function: G protein-coupled receptor activity; carbohydrate binding. NCBI's taxonomy places the organism in Eukaryota, Metazoa, Mollusca, Bivalvia, Venerida, Veneridae. Bases 1136 to 4594 code for a protein of 1152 amino acids.